UUCAUCACUUGUUUUUGGUGUCUGUGCGGCUGAGAUGGUGCCUACCCACUGUAGUAAUUUUUCUCGCUGUAACCCUGUCCUCCUGCUUCUCCAGGGCUUCGGAAACUGAGCUGCUGUCACCGUGCUGGGGCCAGAGCUUGCUUGCUUUUAGGAGCGAGACCGUAUAUCAGCGCUGCGUUGGAUGGUUAACAGGAAAGGCCAAACACUAAUUCAUGCAUCGCUCAGCUUGCUUUUAAUGUGAGUCUCCACAUUAAGCCUCUGACCUUUCCAGGAGCUGGUGGCGGGGUCAUUCCAGCUCUAAUGUUUGCAUAUGCAGAAGACCAAUAUGUUUUUCCUGAUUCUCAAACGAUCUCCAUAACUCUUUCCUUCAUGUGCUACAUAUGCAUAGCCUUGUAGAAGCCCCAGGCCACGCUGCAUUUGGCCAGGCGUCUGUGAAUUAUUUUUCAGUGGGAUGCAGCAGUAACAAAAAAGAUCUUUUUCAUUUUUUCCAUACAGCAGGGGAACUUACAAGACCUGAAACAAGCUCCUGUCAAACUGGAACUCCAGUGACUGUGCAAGGGAAUGCACAGUCUUACCCUUACUGCUGGGUUAAGCCCUUAGAGUGUUUUAUAUGGAUCGGGCACAGGAGUCUUUUUCUGAAGCCUGACUGAGUAACUUUGUUCUGUCUGGCUAGGGAAUUUUUAGAGUUUUAUUUUUUAAUGUGAACAGUGGUGAUUAUCUGAUAUGAAAGCAGUAAACAAACAUCGCUGGGUUUACUGUGCUUAUUCUGGGCACAGUGUAGCACAAUAUUUUGCAAUUGGGAGUGUUGUGAAACUGGUUUUCAGUUGGUUGGGAAAUACAUGUGACUGCGUAGCUGAAUCUGCCAGGAAACUGCCUGGCUAAUUCUCUCAUUUCCUUGGGUACAUGGAAAAGAAUGACCCACCCAAACCCUUCCCAUUCCAUAGUAGGUACCCGCUCUUCAGCUGCGGUCUCUGUACACCAUCGCAGUAACUGCAGCCUGCUAAGGUGCAGCGGGCAGUAUGUCAAACUUCUCUAGGUUCCUGGAUUAAAGGUUGCUCAAGCAAAUGUAAAUAUUACUUUAUUGCACUGAAAAACUUUGUCAUCUGCAUUAUAGCCCCGUAGUGGGGGAAGGAAAACCAAACCUCUGCUUAAAAUGGUAAUUAUUUAUACUGCACGCAAAAUCUUAGGAGCCACACUUCUGCCCCUCUGCAAUUGCCAGCACUAUUUGCUGGAUUCCUUAAGUGGGUAUGUGGAGCUUAAACAGCACAGCAAGAAGGGAGGGACGGGAGGCAGUCACAACAGAAGGCUAGGGAGACAUGAUACGAGUUAGAUUUACGGACUACAUUAUACCUUGUUGAAGGUCUCCAGAGAAGAGCAAUGGAUACUGGACCAUCUCUUGAGGGAGCGAUGUGCCCUGUGGGGAGCAGCGAGGCUGUCCCCUUGCACAACGGCAGAGCAGACUGGGCUGCAGUUGUGGUUGGCUAACUGAUGCUCAGCUCCGGUGUGAUUUCCAUGCAGGAAAGAGGGAAGGAAAAGCCAAGGAGUCUCCAUGCAAACCGACCUUUGAGAGGGAAGCCCGGGUGCCCAGAAGGCACAGCAGCAUCGUGCAAGUGUUGUCCUGCUAUCCUUGGGGCGCUCGCUAAAACUGCCCCCUUCUCACUGCAUCAGGGUUGUAGUCUUGGGAAACCCUUUCUUCUGAGGGUUGGAGUGGGGGACUGCUCCCGGGGGGGCUCACUAGGGUCAAUCUUCAGCAUGGAUCUGAGCUCACAUGCAAAGCAGAGGAAUUAGUCAGGAAGACACUCCGGGAGCAGGAGUUGCCACAUACGCCUGCAUUUUGCCUGCUCACAAACAGCAGCCAAAAGGUUUAGCACAGCCAAUGUGUAUGGGCUGAGAGCUGGGAUGUGCUGGGACGUUGCUGGCACAGGCAUGUUCAUUUUUUCUCUGCUGUAAUUGGGCCUUUCCUCCCAUUUACCAGAAAGGGAACGACCUGCCUUAUCUUACUUGCUUACCUGACCGUUGAUCAGAGAGUCUGCCGUACACUCAGUCACAGGAAAAGAGAGAUCUGCGCUCUGGAGGGGCUGUGAAGAAGACGAGUUUCCAGCUACUUUUGCCACUGCGUUCUCUGUAAAGCUCCUGUAUUACUCGGCUGACUUUGAUCCUGUGUUGAUUUAGUGAUGGAAUAGUGACUUUUCUGGGAGCUUUCCAGGGGGAGAACCAGUGUAGAGCUAGGACAACAUCAGUGUUUCAUCCCUUGCCAUUCAAGGGGAGCAAGGACCAGGCCUUCUGCUCCAGGCUAGGAAAAACAAUCCUGAUGUUCCUGGGUCUACCUUUUCUCUCCCAAGAUGCUGAGAAGAGUCCUGUGUACAGUGUUGUUCAUGGGAGCCUUGCCAUCACUGGCUGAAGUGUCCCAGGGCCACAUUUCAGUGGUCUUGCUGGGAGCCACAGGUGAUUUGGCCAAGAAGUAUUUGUGGCAGGGUCUAUUCCAACUCUACAUGGACCAAGUGAGCAGUGGCCACAGCUUCACUUUCCAUGGGGCUGCACUGACAGCUCUGGAGCCAGGGCAGAGGCUGAUGUUUGAUGUGCUGAAGAAGCUGGCCUGUCCCCCAGACGAAUCUCCCAACAGGUGUGCUGUGCUCAAGGACCAAUUCCUGAAGCUGAGCCAAUACCACCAGCUGAAGACUGCCGAAAACUACACUGUGCUGAACAGAGAGAUAGAAACCCUGCUUCGCCAGGAGGGGCUAAAGGAGGCUGGAAGGAUCUUCUACUUCUCAGUACCACCAUUUGCCUACACAGAGAUUGCCCGCCACAUCAACAGCAGCUGCAGACCACCUCCAGGAGCCUGGUUGCGUGUGGUGCUGGAGAAACCUUUUGGCCAUGACCUGGAGUCAGCCCAGCAGCUGGCUGCAGACCUGACAAGCUUCUUCAGAGAAGAGGAGAUGUACCGGGUGGACCACUACCUUGGCAAACAGGCUGUAGCCCAUAUCCUGCCUUUUCGAGAUCAGAACCGACAGUUUCUGGAUCCAAUUUGGAACAGACAUCAUGUGGAAAGAGUGGAGAUUGUCUUGAAAGAGACGGUGGAUGCUAAAGGCCGCACCAGCUUCUACGAGCAGUAUGGAGUCAUCCGGGAUGUGCUGCAGAACCACCUCACGGAGGCCCUGAUGUUCCUGACCAUGGAGCUUCCAGCCAACGUGAGCAGGGCUGAAGAGGUGUUGCAGUGCAAGCUGCAGGCCUUCCAGUCCUUGCGGGGUCUGGACAAAAACAGUGCCGUGUUGGGUCAGUAUCAGGCAUACGCCAGCCAGGUACAGGAGGAACUGCAGAAGGCGCAGGACUACAUCAGCACGACGCCAACCUUUGCAGGUGUGCUGAUUCACAGCGACAGCCUGCGUUGGGAAGGGGUCCCUUUUCUCCUCACUUCUGGGAAAGCUCUGGAUGAGCGGGUAGGUUAUGUCCGUGUUCUCUUCAAGAACCGGGCCUACUGCACUCAGAGUGAGGCUCUGAGGGAUGCUGAGCACAGCCAAUGUAAAGCCAAGCAGAUCGUCUUCUACAUUGGGCACGGCGCACUCAACACCCCUGCAGUGCUUGUGAGCAGGAACCUUUUCAGGCCUGUCAUGCCAGAAGGCAGUUGGAGAGAAGCAGUGGGUCAGUCGGACCUGCACAUUUUUGGACAACCAUUGUCUGACUACUACGUGUACAGCCCUGUGAAAGAGAGAGAUGCGUAUUCUGUCCUCAUCUCCAACAUCUACCACGGCAGGAAGGACUUCUUCAUUACCACCGAGAACCUACUGGCCUCCUGGGCAUUCUGGACACCGCUGCUGGAUAGCAUUUCCCACCAGCCCCUCCGCCUCUACCCUGGGGGUGUGGAGAACCAGCACCUCUUAGACUUUGAAAUGGAGAGUGGGGAAGUGGCAUUCACACUGGCAGAGGCAGUGGAACUGCUGACCCCCAACAGGCUGAUGCCAAGUGAUUACAGGACAAUCCAGUCCAAAUUUCGGCAAAGUCCCCUAGUCUCAGCGUGGUCUGAGGACCUGAUUUCCCAACUGGCUUCUGACAUUGAGAAGACAGCGAGCAGGGCUGUGGCACGCUCCGGGCAGUUCCAUCUGGCACUGUCAGGUGGCUCAAGCCCGGUGGUCCUAUUCCAGCGGCUGGCAAGACACCAUUAUGCCUUCCCAUGGAAGCACACCCACAUCUGGCUGGUAGAUGAACGCUGCGUCCCUCUCACCGACACUGAGUCCAACUUCUUCAGCUUGCACAACCACCUCCUCCAGAGUGUCAGGGUGCCCUACUUCAAUGUCCACCCCAUGCCUGUGCACCUGAACCAGCGGCUCUGCGUGGAAGAGGACGGAGGCACGGAGCUGUACGCCAAGGAGAUCGUGGCCCUGGUGGCCAAUGCCAGCUUUGACCUGGUGCUGCUGGGGGUGGGCACCGAUGGGCACACUGCCUCGCUCUUCCCCCAGUCUGAAAAUGGCUUGGAAGGCGCUCAGACUGUGGUGCUGACUGAAAGCCCCGUCAAACCUCACCAAAGGAUGAGCCUUAGCCUACCCCUCAUCAACAAGGCCAGGCAGGUGUUUGUCCUGGUUUUGGGGAAGGGCAAGCACGACAUCACCAUCCUGCUCAGCAGAGUGGGCCAUGAGCCAAGGAAAUGGCCUAUCUCAGGUGUCAGCCCCAGCUCUGGCCAGCUGGUGUGGUAUGUGGAUUACGAAGCCCUGCUUGGGUGAUGCCUUCACAGUGUCCCUCCUCCCUUGUCUGCGUGGCCCUUACAGCCUGGAUUUUCCUACACAAUGUCCAUGUUUUUCUGUUGCCAGCAGCAGCUUCAUCUCUGACAGACUCCUCUAACCUUCUGGGAAAUCCGUGGCCUGCAGUGCCUCUGACAUUUGAGCCCGGAAAGCAGCUCGGCUCAGUGUUCAGAGCUAAGUAGGAGCCAAGAGCCCGCUGCAGCAUUUCUGGCUCUGCUAGGGAUUCUGACUGUGACUUUGGACAAAUUACCUCACCUUGAAGUGCCUCAGUUUUCCCUGUCAGGCCUUUGUGGUUAUUAGCAUUUAACUACCUCGCAGGCGCUAUGGGGGACUUGUUAAAUUAAGUACCUGCCAAUUUUUUUUCCUUUUUUUUUUUUUAUAAUUCUCAGGCUAAAAGACAGUAAUAACAUGUUCAUCCUCUGCCCUGCUCAGUCUGGCUGGGACAGAGUCGUCGUCUCGGUAAAGUGAUGGUUCUGUGCACAUGGGUGUGUAAUCUUGUAUGUGCAGCCCCUCUUGGGGUCAGCCAGCCACCGACUAUGGCUGUGCUCUCCUGGAAGCACAGACACCCAUUAACUUUUGUGGCAUGUGGCCCCUAAAUUCUGACACUGAUUUGUGAGCUCGCUGCAGUCCUGAGUCUUUGCAAAUUGCCCAGCAGCAGAGGCUGAGUUUAUAAGCAGUAAUUUGCUGCUUUCAUUAAGUGGAUAGCUGAUGCCAUGGGGGGUGGAAAAGGAAGACACAUUGCUUUUUAGGCUGUGGGAAUAAUGGGGACAGGGUGAGGAAUAUGGCAGUUCACAGAGCUCUUAUUUGCCUGCAGUGCAAUAAUUAUUGAGGGAAAAGCUUGGUGUUUAGAGGUGGUGUUUGGGUUUAGCUAGCAAAGAAAUGUCUUCUUUAACCGUC
Harpia harpyja (harpy eagle) is the source of this 5630-nucleotide messenger RNA. RefSeq names its product hexose-6-phosphate dehydrogenase/glucose 1-dehydrogenase (gene H6PD). NCBI's taxonomy places the organism in Eukaryota, Metazoa, Chordata, Aves, Accipitriformes, Accipitridae. Gene Ontology annotation, biological process: pentose-phosphate shunt, oxidative branch; pentose-phosphate shunt; glucose metabolic process. The record is from RefSeq and is a predicted model, not a curated record. Gene Ontology annotation, cellular component: endoplasmic reticulum. The transcript is spliced from 6 exons. The coding region runs from base 2343 to 4715 and encodes 790 amino acids. Gene Ontology annotation, molecular function: glucose-6-phosphate dehydrogenase activity; NADP binding; 6-phosphogluconolactonase activity.